Molecule: messenger RNA, 894 nt
Organism: Neomonachus schauinslandi (Hawaiian monk seal)
Lineage: Eukaryota; Metazoa; Chordata; Mammalia; Carnivora; Phocidae
Gene: TASL
Product: TLR adaptor interacting with endolysosomal SLC15A4
Exons: 1
Coding region: 1-894 (297 amino acids)
Biological process (GO): regulation of toll-like receptor signaling pathway
Source: RefSeq, a predicted model, not a curated record
AUGCUGUCAGAAGGGUAUCUCAGUGGACUUGCCUACCAGAAAGACAUCCACUGGAGCUGUUCAUCUUAUAAUGAGCAGGUGGCUGAGGAGAAGGAAGAAGAGACAAAAUCUGUUACUCAUUCCUACUGCUCGGUGGAUGAAACCCAAGUCCGAAGUCUGUAUGUGAGCUGCAAAUCCUCGGACAAAUUUAUUUCUUCCGUGCAUUCAAGAGAGAGCCAACACAGUAGAAAUCCGAGAGCCACAAUGCUGCAGACGAACCCCAACCCUGUGUUUGAAAGUCCCAACGUGGCUGCGGUCGAAAUAUGUAGAGACUCCAGCCGAGAGACCUACUUGGUCCCACCUUCCUGCCAAAGUAUUUGCAAGAAUUACAAUGACUUACAUAUUGCAGGGGACCAGGUGAUGGCUAUUAAUUCAGUGACAACAGAAUUCCCCCCUCAGAGCAGUUUUGAAUACGGCCCUUUGCUGAAAUCAUCUGAGAUUCCUUUGCCCAUGGAGGAUUCCAUUUCCCCUCAACCCAGCUACUUUCCCCAAAAACCUAUCCAGCAGUAUUCAUCCUACUGGAGAAUAACCAGCAUCAAAGAGAAAAGCAGCCUGCAAAUGCAGAAGCCUAUGUCUAAUGCAGUGCUGAAUGAAUACCUGGAGCAGAAGGUGGCCGAGUUAUAUCAGCAGUACAUUAUGGACACUGAGUUUCACGACAGUUCUCCCACCCAGAUCCUGGCAUCUGAACUCAUCAUGACAAGUGUGGAUCAAAUUAGUCUCCAAGUGUCUAGAGAGAAGAAUCUGGAGACCUCCAAAGCCAAGGACAUAGUCAUUAACUGUCUAUUACAGCUGGUAUCAAGUGAAAUCAGCACACCUAGUCUCCAUAUUUCUCAGUAUAGCAACGUGAAUCCAUAG